AUGGCGCUGAGCGGUAACUGCAGGACUAACCCCAAAGAGCAGUCGUCGGUCCAGAACAGCCUCCCCGACGUCCUGGAGCUCAACGUGGGCGGCCAGGUGUACUACACGCGCUAUUGCACGCUGGUGAGUAGCCCGAGUUCUCUCCUCGCCAAGUUGUUCUCCAAAAAGGACGCCUCCAACGACUUAGCCCGGGACCCGAAAGGUCGCUACUUCAUCGACCGCGACGGCUUCCUGUUCCGCUACGUGUUGGACUACCUGCGGGACAAGCAGGUGGUCCUCCCGGACCACUUCCCGGAGAAAGGUCGGCUGCGGAAAGAAGCGGAGUAUUUCCAGCUACCCGAUUUGGUGAAGCUUCUCAGCCCGGAGGAGGUGAAGCAAAGCCCGGAUGACUUGUUCCACAGUGAUUACGAGGACGGCUCCCAGGGGAGCGAGCCGCGCCACUGCCCGCCGCCCUCGCUCGUCCCCGCGGAUAGGAAGAGCGGCUUUGUCACGGUGGGCUACCGGGGCUCGUGCACCGUGGCCCGCGACGCACAGAGCGACGCAAAGUUCCGCCGGGUGCCCCGCAUCCUCAUCUGCGGCCGAGUGGCCCUGGCCAAAGAGGUCUUUGGUGAAACCCUGAACGAGAGCCGGGACCCGAACCGGACCCCGGAUCGCUACACCUCCCGUUUCUAUCUCAAGUUCAGGCACCUGGAGAGGGCCUUUGACAUGCUGUCCGAGUGCGGCUUCCACAUGGUGGCGUGCAACUCAUCUGUCACCGCCUCGUUCGUCAGCCAGCACACGGAGGACAAGUUCUGGUCCAGCUACACAGAAUACGUCUUCUAUCGUGGCACGUCACGUUGGUCGUCGCUUCCCUGCGAGUGCUGCUGCAAGAACCACAAGGGCGACGGCGAGGGCGAAAGCGGCACCUCCUUCAACGAGCUCUCCACCUCCAGCUCGGAGAGCCAAUCCGAAGCCGGCUCUCCGCAGGGGACGGUCAUCAGCGGCCCGGUCAGCCGCCAGCCCAACGUCCAAACUCUGGACAGGCCUGUAAAAAAAGGCCCGGUCGCUAGGCUCCAACAGUCGGAACAACGGCGGAAAAGCGACCUCCUGCGUACUCUGACCUCGGCCUCCCGCGACCCCAACACGUGCAAGAAGAGGCAGCCCAAAGAGAAGCUGACGGUAGAGGAAGAGUUGGAUAGGUGCAUUGAAGACUUUCGCAAGAUCAAGAUUCCCGAGAGGUUUCCCGAGCGCAAGUACAUGUGGCAGGCGGACUUGUUGAGAAAGUACCGCGUUUGA
Messenger RNA from Syngnathus typhle (broad-nosed pipefish), 1275 nucleotides. RefSeq names its product potassium channel tetramerization domain containing 16b (gene kctd16b). The record is from RefSeq and is a predicted model, not a curated record. The transcript has 2 exons. Gene Ontology annotation, biological process: protein homooligomerization; regulation of G protein-coupled receptor signaling pathway. Lineage: Eukaryota; Metazoa; Chordata; Actinopteri; Syngnathiformes; Syngnathidae. The coding region runs from base 1 to 1275 and encodes 424 amino acids. Gene Ontology annotation, cellular component: postsynaptic membrane; presynaptic membrane. Gene Ontology annotation, molecular function: protein binding.